AUGCAAUACUGCCUGGGGAAGGUGAAACGAAUGGAGAACGGCACGGAGAAGGACACGGUGGAGGCUGACUGCAAUGCGCCGGCAGCUUCAUCUACAUCCUGGACAAACCUCAGAUUAACUGCGUCAAAUAUGCAGUUUGAGGCCGAAUGGGAUACUUCGUUCCAGCCAUCACGGAUGCCGACACCGCCGUACUACGUUAAUAUGUACAGUAUAGGGGUGAUUGGAGCUUCGGCGGACUGGAGAAUGGAGAGAGGCGGUAGAACCAUUCGCCAGGGAACCAUGAUGUGCAAGUCCACUGAUCGUGAUUCACCGAACACGUCUAUGCAAGACUGUACUAAAAACGUGAUGAUUCCGGAAGAACCACAGCAUGGAGACAGCGUGCACUUUACAGCAAAGGCGUCUAACGGCGGGUACGUCAAAAUAAACAGCUACGAUCACAUUUCGUACACGAGGAUCAAUACGCGCUACUACUCAGGCCGGGAGGUGUCUCACAGCGCUCAUUUCGCGUUUGACUUCCACGACCCCUACCACUGUUCUGCCAGAGGACCCUGUACUGGUGAGAUGCUGGAGAGAGGUCCAGCGUUUACCAAAAAUGGCGCCAUCACCCUCCGCUGGUCGGGCUGGAGAGAUGACGACUCGGGUAUCGGUGAGUACGAGUACGAGGUGUUCAAACUCCGGCCGUUCGGAGAUGUGCUAGGGAUGAGAGGACUCGCUCCUGUGGCCGGACAGACAGGCACGGUUGGAGCAGGGGCAACACAGGCCAACAUUCAGCUGACAGAACCAGGGGUGUACAGCAUAGUGCUGACUGUAGAGGACGGCUGCGGACCGAAUGACGGGAACUUCGUCAUCGCACGCAGAUUCCUCAUCUAUGACGACAACAGCACAGUCGAGGCUGACACAUCCGGGCACCAUCCCAUGUGGGCGGAGUCAACUUCUGACGAAACUGGAGGGGUGUGGCAGACCAACCUGCAAGAUACCAUGGGAAACGGACCACAGGUGACUGUGUCGUGGUCGGACCACUUCUGCAACCAACUACACAAACACAACAAGUUUCUGAACGCCAUAGAAGAACACACGCCGCCUAUUCUGCCUGGCUACGAAGAACUGACAGGCCAGCCCCCGGCUACUCGGUCCCGUGAGGCCAUCCCGAACGCGAACACCGUGACGAUGUUCCAGACUGACUGGGCAGUGGACCAUCAGGGAGGGAGGAGCAUCGGCAGUCCGCCCGAAAACUGGCAGAACGUCACGGAUAUGACGCUGCAAAGACAAAGUCAUGACAUCCCCCGUCAGGACGGAGAUACCGUCCGUUUCUGGGUUCGUGCGUUCGACGUGGUAGGCAACCAUGCUGACGACUACGUCACCAUCCACGUGGACUCGUCUCCUCCAAUCAUAGAGGACAUCUUUCUGUCACGAGGGGGAGUAGAUACUUUGGCAGUACAUCACUCAGAAGAUCUUUUUGAGAUGACAGUUGUGUUCACUGCCUACGAUGACCACAGCGGCCUCCACAACAUCCACUGGGAGUUACACGACAUGGCAGAUCCCACUGUUGUCCAUGGGGAGGGGCAGGUCGCCGUCAGAAGGCCUUCCACUCUGCACCCUGAAUGCCCUCCUCCAUUCUGCACCUGCAUUCCCAAAGACGAGGAGUGUUACUUCCGUAACCACGAGUUCACUCCGGAUGAGAACAAGAUGAACAUCUCCACAGGUACCCAUGACCACGACUAUUACAUCAUCAUCACGGCCACAAACAACGCCAUGCUGCAGGCACAGAAAAGGUUUCAGAUAACCGUUGACACCAGCCCACCGCUGCCUGGGCACGUCCAUGACAGUUUGCCGGAGGAAAUGGACCUGGACUUCCAGCAGGAAAACAUCAUUCAGGCAUCAUGGGAAGGUUUCUUUGACAGGGAAAGCGGCGUCAUGUUCUACAUGUAUGGCUUUGCCGAGGACUGUCUGACCCUGGAAAAUAUAACUGAGUUAUGGAAUAACGUUACCGUUCAGGUAGCGAACACCACGUCAACCCACGCCCAAUGGGAAGCACCACACCCAGGUCUGUACUACUGCACGGUUAUCGCCUUCAACCGUGCGCUGGAGCCAUCAGAACCUGUCUGCUCCGACGGUGUGACCGUAGACGUGACACCGCCCGUCAUAACAGACCUGGUGGUGGACAAUCUGCACUACAUACCGGGAGUCAUCAGAGGCACGGACGGUGACGUCUGGAUGAUUGACAGCAGCGGAUUCAGGCAACCAAUUGUCGAACCGUCUCCAGUAUGCAGCAAUGUUUCUCAGCAAAUGGAUGACGUCAGCCUGUGGUCUGCUCUUGAGCUACCGUUGAACGGAACAGAACAUCCGGGGUAUACAGACAGCGACUGUCUUUCAAUCGGCCCCUUUUCCGGCAAUGCUUACUUAUCAAGGGAGAACAUGUUGUCACUACGAUGGAACGGUGAGGACCCUGACAGUGAAGUGUACGACUACGAGGUUGGGCUCAGCAGCACGCCGUCUCCUGAUCUCCCCGACAUCAUGCCGUUCACAUCCACUAACGCUCACUCCCACUUCAUGACGUACCAUCCCAACCUGGAUGAAGGGAAGCAGUUCUACCUAGUCCUGAAGGCUUUCAACAGGGCACAGAUGUCUGUUACUAAGACCUUGGGGCCUGUCAUUGUUGACGUGACUCCACCAGAAUUCUCUGGCCCGAUCAAUGUAACGCUGGAAGAAAACAACGAGACUCAGUCUUUGGUUGCCAGGUGGGAUUCUAGACCGACGUCGGUCCACGACAUCGACGAUACAAGGAGAAUGUACAAAUUUGAGUACUCUGUUGGCCAUCACCCUGGUACAACUGAAGUACUGGAUUUCGCGCCAUUGCUAGCUGAUGACAGGUUUUGUAACGUUACGUCUCCACCGACGUGUGUGUCCAUCCCGCUAUCAUCCCUGGACUGGCAUCUUCACGGCCAGCACACGUACUACGUGUCCGUCCGGGUGGAGAACGCUGCAGGCCUCAGCACGGUGGUGACGUCACAGCCGUACGUGCACGUUGUGGGCGUCCCGUCACGGGGAGUCGUGAUGGAACUUGAUCCAGAAGCAGGAGAACCUUCUGUCUUCGGGAAUCCUGCUGACAUAGAUAUCCAGUGCAGAACUGACACCAUCAGCUGCGCAUGGCUGGGGUUCGCACAUCCACAUCAGGACGUCACCUACCAGGUGGGCAUCGGAACGCAGCCUGGAACGGCAGACGUCGCCUCAUUCACGGACGUCGAACAGAACACUAGCUUCACAGCCCACAACCUGAAUCUGGACACUUUUCAGACCUAUUACGUCACCGUCGUGGCUGGUACGGAAUCCGGAAACAUCUCAGUGACGUCAGACGGAGUUCUGGUCCUAAAGGAUGAUGACGUCAUCAAUGGGACGGAAGUCUUCGAUGGUCUUGGCUGCAACAUGGAUACUAACAGGACUUUCCUCCAUCACACUGAUGUCAGCCAUGUUGGAUGCUCAGAAGACAAAGACUUCCAGAUUUCUACAACAGCCGUUGAGGCCCAUUGGACCAUUCCCGACACCGUGAAGCCAUUCUUGCGCCGGGUUGAGUGGGCUGUGGAGAGGGAAGUGACACUGGGCGGAGUGCCCUCAUGGACACGAAUCACAGACUUCAGGAACAUGCAGAUGUCCAGUCAUGGCGGGUGGACAGGACUGUUCCUCCUAAACACGAAUCGGUACCGGUCUGUGGUCAAGUUGUGCCACCUAUCCGGAUGUUUCCAGCCCGUACAUAGUGAUGGAUUCACGGUACUCCACAACCCUCCGACUCCGGGACAUAUCAGCUCCGUCGGGUACGACAGGGCGUCAAAGGUGUUAGAGUUCACAUGGCAGCAGUUUGGCCAUGAGGACACAGCCCCACUAGUGGAUUCAUUGAUCAACUACGAGUGGAACUUGGCAACGGAGAUGUCCUCAAGGGGUUCGGCUUAUGGUGGCAUAAUUCUACCCUGGCAAACUAUCCAAACGAAAAUGGUGAUCGCAGGCCAUCUCACUCAUGAGGUAACAUUGGAUGACGACUUAGACUUCACCCAUUGCCUCCGACUGCUCAUCCGAGGGUACAACAGGGUGGGUCUGUACUCUACCGCCGCUCGGGACGUGCUGGACUGUGAUUCGCCCGACCCGAGCCUCAUCACUCCACCCACGGUCAUCGACGCUGUAGGGACUUUGGAAUCAACACACAUAAGUGAUGUUCACCUCCCACAAAAUGAUAAAUGGCCGGUCCCCGACCAGGAGUUCACGCCCGCCCGUGACAAACUGUUCGCGGUCUGGCCGACACUGCGGCACGGACACUACCGGUGGAAGGUGGUCUCUGACGACGCCAUUCAAAACUGGGCCUAUGUCGCUCCCCGUCACGGCCUGAAGUACCCAGAUUACGACUGCAGUGCCCCACAGGUUUUGGCUUGUGGAGAAACUGAGGAAAACUUUGUGAACGUCCCAGACAUAGAGCUGUUACACGGAAGGAGGUACCACAUCUGUGUCCACGCGAACGCGACAGUUCUGCAGUUCGAGUUGUUCGACCAGUCCCUGGAGGAGGUAGACUCCUGUUCUAACGGUAUCACCGUGGAUCUCACCCCUCCACUGCCGGGGCACGUGUGGGUCAACGAUAAGAACACACAAUUCCAGACGUCAACCUCAGAGAUGAUAAUCUACUGGGACGCGUUUGUUGACGUUGAGGAGCACGGCAGAUCGUCGCAUCAUAGCGGGAUUCACAAGUAUGAAGUUGCCAUUGCGACUGACUAUGUUGGCCUGACCGUGACGAGCGUGUCCCGGGGAGUGACAGUGGACGUCUCGGCACCUGUUGUGACUGAUGCUGAGAUAGAUGUAGGAGGCCGGUACCUUCUCUCUACGUCAUCUGUGUCUGCCAGCUGGGAUAGAGUCUUCAUGGAUCCUGAGAGCGGCAUGUCGUACUAUGAGUGGUGCGUGGGAUCCCAGCCCGGCCACUGUGACAUGAUGGCGCUCACCAGGACAGAGUUAGAGGAGGCCAUGUCAGACUCCGCACUGGACCUACAUCUGCAGGAGGGACAUGCGUACUACAUAUCUGUAAUGGGUUACAAUGGACCUGGCCUGUCGUCCUCUGCCACCUCCUGGGCAACGGUGGUGGAGACGUCUCCUCCCGCGGCAGGGUUUGUGUACGACGGUGGGUCUGGUGGGGACAGGCAUGAUGAGGACUUCCAGCAGCAGAUAAAGACCAACGAUCAACUAAUGAUUACACCACAGACGGACAUAGAAACCCUAUAUGCCUGGUGGGAAGGUUUCCACGACCCCCACACGGCUCUAAUUGGUUUCACUUGGAGCAUCGGCACAUGUCCCGGAUGUGAUGACGUCAUGGAGACUGAAGAUAUCGGUUUACUUCAAGAAGCAUCUGCGGAUCACUUGAGUCUUGUUCCUGGAAAAAGAUACUACGUCACAGUGGUGGCCUGUAACGCAGCCGACCUGUGCUCUUCUGCAACAUCCGAUGGUGUCAUCAUCGACAACUCACCUCCAGUGGUGGGGACGGUGUCUGAUGGAGUGGACGACAUGGACUUGUCUUUCCAAGCAUCGAGGACAUUCCUGGGAGCUCAUUGGUUCGGUUUCCACGAUCCUCACUCUGGUUUGUCUCACUACGAGUGGCGUGCAGGCACGACUCCUGGCGGAGAUGACGUGCACUCCACCUCAAGACUACAUCUCACGGAGAUGGCGUAUAUCUCCAGUGUUGACCCACCGCUGCCAAUUGGUCAGGCAGUCUACGUCACGGUUAGGGCUUACAACAAAGUAGGGCUGUUCGUGGAAAGAUCGUCCAAUGGAGUCACAGUUGACGACACACCUCCUGUUUUUGUCGGCAGACCUUCGUUUGACUUACAGCACGGGUCAAUCAUAGCAGAAAGCCAGGUGUGGAGAACAACUCUGUCCGUUACCUGGGAGGUCAGUGACCCCGACAGUCCCCUGGAGCGGCAGCACCUGUCAGUCUUCACUCAUCACCAGACAGACGUGGACAUCGAGCCGGUACAGAUUGUCGGCUCGAUGCGGGACUACAAGUUCACCAUCCUGACCCUGCAUGACGGGAACACGUACUCUGUACGGGUGGUCACGUGUAACAUGGCGCGGCUGUGCACGUCUGCGGAGACGGAGGGACUUCUGAUCGACUCGACUCCCCCGACCGUGGGCACGUUUGCUGUCCACACGGAGCACGCGGCGCAGCUGUCCCGUCACCAGGACAGCUGGAUGGGGUACCAGCAGCAGAACGGAACAGCCCCUCCUCACGUCAGGCUGGCCUGGCUCGGCUUCUCCGACAUCCACACCGGCAUCCAGACUUAUCACGUCACCGUCGGGUCAGAGUUCAGCGGCAGGGACCUAUCGAAUGGCGAGGUGGUUAUUUCCCAUCAGAACGGUACAGCUCACGAGGACGAAGGUAUCAUACAGACAGCUCCUGUCAACAUCAGCAGGGACCUGACUCCGGGGGAACAUGUCUACAUCUCACUGUGGGCUGUCAACAAGGUUGGACUGGAAAGUCUUGAAGCACACGAUGCAUUUGAAGUGGUACCGUCCAGCCCUCACAGCGGCGUCCUGUCAUUGGUCAGGAGAUGUGACGCGGAGUCGUGUGAAGGAGACUGCACAUGCGCACCACAGAAUCAAAAGUGUGCAGCACCAGAAACUGGAUGCAAUACUGUUACAGACCCCACCACGUACCAGCAGGUCCUUGUGUAUGACGUAACAGACCUGCGCAGUCAGGAGCCUGCAGAUGCUGACGUCACGCCUUCCCAGUGUGCACUAGCGGCUCGCUGGGAAAUCCUUCCCGGAGGAAAACAGAUAAAAAGGUUUGAGUGGAGCGCCGGUCAGUCCGGUGAAGACCCCGGAAGUCUGCUGUUCGACACUGUGAAUGACAGGAUCUGGUUUGAUGUGGGACUCAGGAACAGAGCUGUGCUGAGUAUGCCUCGGGAUGGACUUCUUCUCAGGCCGGAAGUUAAGUACGUGUUUCACGUGCGGGCCUGGUACGGCAGCCACGAGUACCUGGACUUUCAGUCGGACGGGAUCCUAACAGACUUCACUCCACCCGCUGUGUCAAAGUCAAGAAAGGUGAAUGACCUUGCGGACGUUGACCAGGUAGUUGACGUUGACUUCAGUAACAGCACCUCCCAGCUGGGUGUGGGGUGGAGGAACGUCUUUAUGGACCAGGAAGUGGGCGUGGCGUAUUUCCUGGUGUCCCUCAGCACGUUUCCCGGAGGAGAAGACAUCGUUCCGUUCAGCCGCUUUAAUCUAUCUUCUACCACGAAUGAAGUCCUUCUAGACGGCCUCACACUUGAACCCAAUGUGAAGUACUACAGUAACGUCAAGGCCUUCAACCGUGCAGGGAUGCACACAACUGUCAGCUCCGAUGGCUUCUUAGUUGAUAUAGAUAGCCCCACAGCAGGAGUUGUUCAGGACGGAUUGGGUGUCCAUGACGCGGACUACCAGAAUAGCAGCUGCCGUGUAGCGGCCACCUGGCGAGGCUUCUCUGACCUGCAGUCCUUCAUACAUCAUUACACCUGCUGCUUCGGCACCGCACCUGGACGUGAUGACGUCUCUACCUGUGCAGACGUUGGGCUGAGAUUGUCUGAAGCCAGAGAUAUUUCAUGUACUCUUCACAAUGGUACCAGGUACUACGCGACCGUGUACGCUGUGGAUGCGUCUGGUCUGUGGUCUGCUCCAGCCUUCUCUGAUGGAGUCACUGUGGACACCACAGCCCCGGUACCUAUGGAGAAAUACAGCUUCGGACAGAACCUGCUGUCUAACCCUUCGUUUGAAGAUGUACAGACUACCGGAAACAUUGAACUCCCGGCAUCAUGGUUUACAUCAGGAAUCGCCAACGUCUCUUCCCCGAGUCAAGCCAUCAGCCAAGAUGGCCGCAGUUACCUCCUUCUCCUGGGGUCCGUCUCCCAGGCUGUCAGCACGACUCCAGGAGACAAAUAUCGUCUCACCUUCCACGCCUCACCCGUCUUCCCUUCUCACACUCCGGUCCUUUCUCAAGAGGGGUAUGUGCAAGGUCCCGGCAUGCACCGCGUCUUCAAACUGUACCAGCGCCCGUCUCACCUGGAGGGCACACAGCUGCAGCUGGACACGAACAUCACCUGGCACCGCCACGUGUUCUACUUCACAGCUGUGCACACUGUGUCAAACGUCACUAUCGGUUCGGCAGGUGUCUGGAACGGUAUUGCACUGGACAACGUCAAUGUUGAGAGAUUGCAGCUCGGUUCUGCUGAUCCCAACGCCACCGCCACCCAGCCCAGUCCUGUCCGCCUGCACACCAGGUUCGUACACAGCUGGGCAUCCGUGCACGCCGCCUGGGACUUUGUGGACCCUGAAAGUCUCAUCAUAGACUACAGCUGGGCUAUCGGCACUGCAAGAGGAGGAACACAGCUACAGGCGUACAGAUCCGUCGGUAGAAACACGCAUGCCCAGAACAGUGACAUCCGCCUGGACCAUGGAGCCUUUCUCCACGUGACCGUGGUGGCAGAGAACGCGGCAGAGCUGCGGUCAGUCGUGUACUCGGACCCGGUCCUGGUGGACCUCACACCGCCAGUUAUCACUGAUGUUAAGGACGGAAGUCAUUUGGAGGACUUGGACUACCAGAACACGUCCGUUAUUUCCCUGUACUGGGAUGUGCGGGAUGACGAGAGCGGGUUGGACUUUUGUGACUGGACAAUCGGCCUCUCCCCUGGCUCCGGAGAACUCCAGCCUUUUGUCCGCCUGCCGUCUGCCCAGCCCGCCGUUUGUGACCUGAGUGGUAACCUGACCCACGGACAGACGGUCUACCCAACGGUCCGCUGUACCAACCAUGCCGGGGUGUCUUCUCACGUCACGUCAGACGGCGUCACUGUUGCACUACAGCCACCAGAAAGCGAACACGCUAUAGUUCAAACGGUGGUGAGUUCUUCAUCUUACUACCCGAUCCGGGGUCAACACCAGGCCGCUACUGAUGCCGUCCACGUGACCUGGUCUGGGUUCUUCGAUGAGUCUGGUAUUCACCACUAUCAGGUCCGGAUGUUAAGCCAUGAUGCGCCUGAGUUCCCCUGGACAGAUGUGGGUUUGCACGGUGAGACACACGUCACCUUGUCAGGACUCCAUCUCCGCUCCUAUAGCACGUACCAGGUACAGGUCAGGGCUGUCAAUCAUGUGGGUGUGGUCAGUGACGUAGUGUUCUCAGAAGUCGUCAUUGAGACAGAGGAGCCACAAGUAGUUGAUUCCGUAGACUCCACCCUCCGGAGCUGGUGGCCUCGGCCGUCGGUGCUGCAGUUGGACUGGACCGACGUGUUCGUCAGUAACUCCUCCCUGGUGUACGAGGUGUCUGUCGGGACCCGGCCGGGCGGAUGUGACGUACUGAAGUGGGUGGAGACAGAACAGACCCAGAUGAGCAUGGACAAUGUUGAUAACAACAAGGAACACUUUGUUGUCAUCACUGCCAUCAACCAAGCUGGACUGUACUCGGGACAAAACUUUGUUCUGUCCUAUCCAGCAAACGGAUAACUAAACACUGUUUGCCAGGUUGUCAUCAUGCAAUUAGGUUAGAUUAAAGGUCCAUAUGGAAUAUAGACUUGGUUUCAUGGUUGCUUUGGUUGGCUAUUUUAGUCAUAAAUGCUGUAACUUCAUCACUCCAUAGUCUUCUGCACGUUAUGAUAUCAUCCCAGACUCGAUGUUACAAAUUUGUUCUUGCGCCAUUGACAUUGUUUUUUUUCUGUUAGAUGUUUUUUUUUGGUCAAUUUUAAUUCUUUACUGACAUAAGACAAAUUGAGAUACAAAAAUUUGUGUCCCUCCGGGGAGAGGCAAUUUACACGACUUUCCUGGAAGUAAAUAUAAAUUUAGUUACCUGAAAUCGGUUGAUGAGGUGAUGGAAGGAUAGAGAUUGACUUCACCCUUCAGUUCGAUUGAUAAGUCAAUCGAAAGGAUUUGCCGUGUACUUACAUAUCUCUGCCUUUGUAUCUUUAGUAGAUCGUAGAGAGUAAAGUAAAUCAUUGGAUGCCUUAUUUUUGUAUUGUAGUGUUUUUGUGUGUUGAUUACCAUACUCACACUAAGACACGGACCGGCAGUCUCUUCAAGCGUGUAAGCGAGGGGAUGGCAUUUGCACGUGUAACUGCAUAUAGUAUUUUGUAUCAAAUGAUCAAUUUUGACUGCCGAAAAACGUAUCAUUUACAUCUAGACCAGAAGGUGUUUCUUUUAUUGCUUCAUACAUUAUCCAUUUCGGUAUAACAGCAAUGGUUCUUCGCCAUAUCUAAACACAAAAGACGUAUGUCACAGGUAAGAAUGUAUACUUUACCAACCAAUAAGGUUGCCAUUCGUGAAAAUGAGGCCCUGCUUUUCAUCCAUGCACUGUACUCUGUAAAAUGUCAUAUUUACAUACGCCAUAAAAGUGAAAUCCUUAUUA
This is a messenger RNA of Branchiostoma floridae (Florida lancelet), 10390 nucleotides long. RefSeq lists its product as uncharacterized. The coding region runs from base 1 to 9495 and encodes 3164 amino acids. Gene Ontology annotation, molecular function: protein binding. The transcript is spliced from 53 exons. NCBI's taxonomy places the organism in Eukaryota, Metazoa, Chordata, Leptocardii, Amphioxiformes, Branchiostomatidae. The record is from RefSeq and is a predicted model, not a curated record.